AUGAAGCGCCCUGCAUCGAAUAAGAGGAAAAUCCAGACCUCUCACGAGGAGGACUCGAUUCAUCUUGACGUCAAUGAGUUUUGUGAACUUGGUGAGUUUGCACGCGCUGGCAUGGAAGCUGUUAAGCUGGCGUUGGAGCGAGCCAAUGAAUCCCUGGCUGAUGGGAGGAUCCCAAUCUCUGGAGCAGCUGUAGAGCUGACAAAGCCAGGAAAACUGAAAACUGUUACGAUUGGUCACAAUGGUCGGAUUCCGCCACUUUCAGGACAAUCUGGAUAUCCAACAGAUCAUGGGGAAACUGCUGCCAUUCGUGAAAUUAAAGAUGUGUCAAAGAUUGCGUGGAGUCGAGUGGUAUUUGCAACAACGCUAAGUCCAUGCAUCAUGUGUAGUUCUGCGCUAAAGUGGCUGUGGAAACUGGGUCUCCGGCGUGUUGUCGUGGCAGAGAGCUCCAGCUUUGCAGGAGCGACCCUGUUGGAUGAGUUGGAUGGGAUGACCGUGGUUCGCUUAUCAAACUUGAAGGCUCAGUCCAUGAUGAAGACAUUCUCUACACACUAUCCUUGGGAUUGGGCUGCUGAUAUUGGGGAGAUCCCCCCGGGUGAUUUGACUUUCAGUCAAUCCUUGGAAACUGCGGAUGAACUUGAAGAGUUUUUGAAGAAAAUGCACAAGGAGAUGAAGCCAGGACAUCAAGCUGCAGUGGUUUCUUCCGAGGGCAUUCUGGCUUCUGCAGAAGACGAACGACCGCAGAGUGGAGGAAAUGAAACUCGCAGUGCGGCAAUGAUUGCCAUGGGAUCUGCAGGAUCCCAGGUGAAUUUAAGAGAAUGUGUGCUCUUCUUCAGGGCCUCUGAUCAUUCUCCCAACGUGAACCUAGAUGAGUUUGGUGCAGUCUCAAUGGGAGCUUGCAAGUUAUUUAAACCUGCAAAGGUGGUGUUGACCGCAUCACCUACAGAUGAGCUAAAGCUAAGUCUGGAGAACGCAGGCAUCCAGGUGCUGGUUGCCAGCGUCAAACUUUGA
This is a messenger RNA of Cladocopium goreaui, 1008 nucleotides long. The record is from the annotation of a GenBank genome assembly. NCBI's taxonomy places the organism in Eukaryota, Dinophyceae, Suessiales, Symbiodiniaceae.